Messenger RNA from Paralichthys olivaceus (Japanese flounder), 1757 nucleotides. The record is from RefSeq and is a predicted model, not a curated record. NCBI's taxonomy places the organism in Eukaryota, Metazoa, Chordata, Actinopteri, Pleuronectiformes, Paralichthyidae.
UGUUUCCAGUUGUUCGGGGUCGUCAUCAUGGGCUUCGGACUGUGGCUACUUCUGGACAAUCAGAGCUUCAUCGUCGUCCUCAAUAACUCCACAGCUGUUAAAGUGGCCUGUUACAUCCUGAUCGGAGUCGGAGCGUUCUCCAUGCUCAUGGGAUUCCUCGGCUGCUUGGGGGCCAUUUAUGAGAUCCGCUGUCUGCUCGGCCUGUACUUCACCUGCCUCCUGCUGAUCCUUCUGGCUCAGAUCACCGCCGGCGCUCUCAUCUACUUCCAGAAGGACGGGUUAAACGAGGAAAUGUCCAAGAUCGUCUCCAGGGUGCUGGACAACUACCCCGGAACCAACUCCAGCACAGAGCAGGCGUGGGACUUCAUCCAGAGGAACAUGGAGUGCUGUGGCUGGAGCUCUCAUCUCGACUGGAAUGGAAACAUGGUGAUCGUCAACAGCUCCCAGCUGCUGUUCCCCUGCUCCUGCCAGAACAUCUCGCUCGUAGCAGGAAACUUCUCCGACAGCGGAUUCUGUGAGGCUCAGACGCCCGACUGGCCCGUAUACGACGUGGGCUGUUCUGCCAGUGUGGAGAGCUGGCUCCUCACCAACAUCGGCGUAGUGCUGGGUAUCUGCCUGGGGGUGGCGCUCAUCGAGCUGCUGGGGAUGAUCUUGUCCAUGUGCCUGUGCAGGAGCGUUCACAAGGAGGAUUACACCAAAGUGCCAAAGUACUGAAGCUGAACUGCAACAAGAACGAGGCAGAAAGAAAAACGAGUUUUCCACCUGAAAACAUCAGUGAAACAUUUUGUCUAAAUGUAAAAUAAUGUGUUUACUUCCAUCUUUUAUUUUUUUAAUCGUCAGUCCAGUUUCUUUGGAGCACUUUAGAAAUCUUUGAUGUUUUGAACUUUGGAUUAGAGAGCGGAGCUGAGACGUUGGUGACCAGAGGAAAACAUGUUGGUUGAGUAAAAGUAGGAGGAAGAGUGAAAUAUGACGUGUCACCACAUGCUUAGAUUUUUUAUUCUGUGUUUCUCGUUCAAUUCAGUUUUAUUUUCCAGAGAAAACAGAAGAGAAAUCACGUUUGUCAAGACACAAAAUGUUUUUUAAGGACGUCUGAUUUGGACAUUUGGAGAAUAGUUCUUUUUUAAAUACAUGAUUUGUGAAAUGUUUUUAGUAUUUUGUACAUAAUAAUUUUAGUCAUUUAUUAUUUAGUGGCUUUGAUUCCAAAAAGAAAAAGACACACCGGUGUUUUCAUUAGCAGCUGGUUUCUCCCUGAACGUUUUAGGUUUAUUCAUUUUAAUCAUCAGGGUUUUGUUCUGGAAAUAAUAGAAAUAAUGAGGUACUAAAUACUGAUACUUGUUUUCUACAAGUAUCACUCUCAGUUUACAACCAGCAAAAAUGAGAUAUUUAUUUUGACGAUACUGUAGCUUUAAGUUUGUGCUUGACCCACCCCAAUGUCUUUUUCACCACUUCUGAAGUCUGUGAAAAAUAUGAAAACAUUUACAUUUCCACAACAAGUAGUUUAGGAGCGAAUUGAAUAUUCAUCCUCGAGAAAACAAAAUGAGUUUAUAUAUAAAGUUUCAUUUUAGAUUUUUAACAUUGAGUCGAGACCUGUUUUUAUUUUAAUGUUUUCUUUGUACAGUUUGAAAAACGUUCCAUUAACCUUUAAUCUCUGAGAUAAAAGGCUUUGUAACUCGGGUUCGUGGCUCUGUAGCUGGAUUAGUACGUGUGUGCUCACUACAUUUAUUCUGUUCCACUUUCACAAUAAACUGAUGUCAGAA